Molecule: messenger RNA, 1844 nt
Organism: Brassica napus (rape)
Lineage: Eukaryota; Viridiplantae; Streptophyta; Magnoliopsida; Brassicales; Brassicaceae
Product: putative FBD-associated F-box protein At5g56560
Exons: 4
Coding region: 603-1613 (336 amino acids)
Molecular function (GO): protein binding
Source: RefSeq, a predicted model, not a curated record
ACAUUAAAAAAGAAAUAAAAAGAAAACUCAAAAUCUAAUAGAAAUCCAAGCUGUCAAUAGAUAUGUUACCCUCGCCAAUAGAUAGGCUACAUCAGAGAAGAACUACCCCGGAGAAACCCUAACCAGAGAAAGUACCAACCUCGAUUACUCUUUCUAGUCUGCCAGUCUAUACCUUUUUGCGUGGAUAGAAUAUUUGUCGUACUUAAGUCAACUCUCUCCUCUUUCCCUUCAUCCUAUUCUCAGUUUUUCCAGUGAAUCAUAAAAAAACAUUAUUUAAAUUUUUUACCAAAGAAAAAACAUUCUUUAAAUUGAAAUGAUUCAUGACGUUAUUUUCAGGAAAACAAAUAGAAUUUCGAAAAUAAAUUGCGAUGAGCUGUAAUUUAGGAUUUAAUCCCUUUUAAAAAGAUUUUGUUUUUAAAAGGUAAGAAAUCGACAGAAGAAGCCACUGAGAAACACGUAGACUCUGGUGAUAAGCUUCUUCCAUUCGCUAGUGAUAAAAUCAAGAAACAUAAACAUAAACUAUGUAACCGAAGAAAAAUAAACGAAGACGAUCAUUACAUGCGUGAGUUUUACCUUCCAUUUUUUUCAGUUAAGGUCAAGCAAUGGAAAAUUACAGGAGGGACAUUAUCAGCCAGCUGCCAGAUGAUCUGCUCUUAAGGAUACUGUCGUCACUUUCUCUUAAGGAAGUGAUGGCAACGAGUUUCUUGUCCCAACGGUGGCGGUCUUUAUGGAAGUUGGGGUCUAAACUCAAGAUUGGUAAUAAAGACUUCAGCGAGUUGCUUGUCAAAUGGGUUUCCAGAUCUUUGGCUAUUAGUAACCCUCAGAUUCUAAAGAGCUUGGAUAUAAAGCUUAUCCCAGGUGAACUUGAUAGAAAUAUAAACUCUUUGUAUAGGUUCUCCUCUUUGGUUAAAACCGCAGUUUCUUGCGGUAGAGAGUUGAAAAUCGAGUUUCUUUACACAUCACUAGAACUGCCGAGUAUCUUCUAUGCAUGUGGGACCCUCGAAACCUUGAUACUCUGCAGGCUACAUUUCGCGGAUGUUCCGCCUAAUGGUUCCUUGUCGUCUCUCAAAACUCUUUGCCUUUUAUCCGUCAAGUUCUCACGCGACGAAUCUGUUCAGAAGCUUCUAAGCAUUUGUCCAGUUCUUGAAGAGUUGGUUGUAAGACGAUCCGGAUAUUCCAAUGUGGAGAUCUUCACUAUCAACGUGCCUAGUUUGACGAGUUUAUCGAUUGAUUAUAUACGUGUGGGAUCUCAUCAACCCGCGGGUGUUCAUGGAUUUGUCAUAAAUGCUCCUUCCUUAAGGUACCUGAACAUUAGAGACCGUCACAGUAACUAUUUGCUGUUCACAAAUAUGCCGGAGCUGGUCAAGGCGAAUGUUGAGGCUGUUUGUGAUCAAUCCGAGAGUCUAAUAGGAUCUCUUGCCUCAGUCCGUCAUCUCUCUUUGUGUUCAAAAUCUUCAAACAUUCCAUACCAUGCAGGCACUUCCUUUGCCUUUCUUGAACAUCUAGAGCUGUGUACUUGUUCUUCGGAGUGUUGGAAUCUACUUUCCCGCAUAAUCACAGACCCCCUAACACUUCGAGUUCUCAAGCUUAAGUCGAUACAUCGCGCCCAUUAAUGGUUCUUGGAACAAGCAGACUUUUGUUCCUGAAUGUUUGUUAUCGCAUCUCAAGAAUUUGGAAUGUAAACAUUCAAAGGCUCAAAGCUAAACAAGUGGCCAAGUAUAUCUUAGCAAACGCUGGUCAUCUGAAAUUAUCUUGUCAACAUGUUUUCAAUCUUUUUUUAAUUGAAUGUAAAAUUGAUUCGAACAAGAAACUCAUUUCUAUAUUAAGUUCAACAUGUCACUGAA